Messenger RNA from Culex pipiens pallens (northern house mosquito), 1526 nucleotides. RefSeq names its product nuclear speckle splicing regulatory protein 1-like. The transcript has 2 exons. The record is from RefSeq and is a predicted model, not a curated record. Gene Ontology annotation, biological process: regulation of alternative mRNA splicing, via spliceosome. The coding region runs from base 239 to 1420 and encodes 393 amino acids. NCBI's taxonomy places the organism in Eukaryota, Metazoa, Arthropoda, Insecta, Diptera, Culicidae.
UUUUGCUGGAUUUAACUCGAAUGUGAGUAAUUCCGUAGUUUCAUAUGAGCGUGUUUUCGACCAAGCUGUCAGUUUCUUUCGGUUAAAUUCGGUUGCAUUUCUCAUACCUAUUUUAUUUCUACAAAACAAAAUCGUGUUUGUCUCGUUUUCAGAGCGGGUUGUAAAAUUUUAACAAUUUUUGCCAAAAAAACCAAGUUUAAACUAUUUUUGUAUUAAUCUGUAACAACAAACAGCAGCAAUGGAGAAGCAAUACGGACUAAUCGAUCCGAAAGCCAACAAAGCCGCCACCGGAAAGACCGGCCUCACAAAGCACGCGGCUUUUGACAGCAGCGACUCGGAUUCCGACGGGAAGGACGCGAAAAAAUCUGUCAAUCUGGAGCUGGGCGAUGCUCAAAAACGGCAGGCUCGGGCCGCCCAACAGAAGGCCCUGGCCGAAGAUCCGACCGUUUAUCAGUACGACGAGCUGUACGACGAAAUGGACAACAAGCGGAAGGAGGCCAAAGUGGACAAGUCCAAGGAGGAGCGAAAGCCCAAGUACAUCGGCAAGCUGCUGGAGACGGCCGACAAGCGCAAGAAGGAACAGGAACGUCGCAUCGAGCGGCAGGUCCAGAAGGAGCGCGAAGCCGAAGGGGAAAAGUUCCAGGACAAGGAAUCGUUCGUGACGUCGGCGUACCGGGCCAAGCUGGAGGAAAUGAAGAAGGCGGAGGAGGAGGAGAAGCGCGAGGAGUACCUGGAGUCGAUCGGGGACGUUACGAAGCAGAAGGAUUUGGGCGGGUUCUAUCGGCACAUUUAUUCGCAAAAGAUGGGCGAGGGUGGCGAGAAGAAGGAGGAGGAGGAGGAAAAGGUCAAGGAGGAGAAGCCGGAUCCGGAGGAUGAAUCUAAGAAGGGCGGUUCCGAUGAUGAGGAACGCGCAAGGCGGGAAGCUCUUAAGAGCAAAGAUGCGGCAGGUUCGUCGAAAUCGAGACGCUACCGGAAGCGUCAUUCCGACGAAGGCGAAGAGGACGAGAAGAACGAUUCUUCCAAGAAGGUGCACCUGCAGUCUAAUCUGGAUGCCGAUUCGGACUUUAGCAUCGAUUCCAAGAGCGAUGGCAGCAGCAGCGACGAGUCCGAUGGCGAUGAGGGCGGCAAGCGGAAAAAGAAGCGGGCUUCGUCGGCGGAGAAAUCUGCGCCGAAGCAGGACAAGCCCGAAGAAGAUCGGCAGUCGGCGAAUGGUGGCGUUGAGAAUGGGGCCAAAGUGAAGGAGGAAAGGGACGUUGAGGGCGAUUCGGGGGAGGUGGUCAAGAGCGAAAAGAAGGAGAAGAAGGAAGAGAAGAAAAAAGAGCCCAAGAUUGACAUCUGGAAGAAGCGCACGGUCGGGGAGGUGUUUGAGGCGGCCCAGCAAAGAUAUUACGAGCGAAAGGCCGCGAGGGAGUCGGGUUAAGGACGGGGUAUUGAUUGUGGACAUGAAAUUGUAACAAAUUUUAAUUUUAAAUAUUGUAAACGCUAAUUGCAUUUAUAAUAAAGAUUUGUAAUUGUAGUCAGUGAAA